Molecule: messenger RNA, 942 nt
Organism: Knipowitschia caucasica
Lineage: Eukaryota; Metazoa; Chordata; Actinopteri; Gobiiformes; Gobiidae
Source: the annotation of a GenBank genome assembly
AUGAGUGAGAGGCGCAGUCUGCUGAGAGCUGCGGUGAAUGAGCGGCUGGCUGCGGCUGCAGAAGAGAUCUUUGUGCUUCUGGAGAGAACUAUAGCGGAGUAUGAGGAGGAAGUGUGUCGCUCCAAAGAGCAGAACCAGAGGAACCAGCAGCUGCUGGAGGCUCUGCGGCCCAGAGUCCUGCUCCCCGGGGAUAAAGGCAUCUUCAUCAGCACCAGUGGAUCAGAGCCAGAGACCAGACUGAAGCAGGAAACUGCAAAGACUCCAGAGAUUAAAGAGGAACCAUCAGAACAGAGCAUCAACCAGGAGGAAGAGGAGGAAGAGGAGAGCCUCAAACAGGAGGAAGAGCAGCUUCCACACUUCACGAGUGUGAAAAGUGAAGAAGAACAAAGGGCACAAAGGGAAAUCUAUUAUCUUGACAAUGAUGACGACGAUGAUGAAGACUGGGGACAUCCAGGCAGCAGUUCUACUGCACAGAUGCAGACAGAGGCUGAGGGAGACCUCUACAACCAAGUCCACACACAGGGACUGUCAGGGACCGGACCCAGAGACCUGCUGUCAGGGACCGGACCCAGAGACCUGCUGUCAGGGACCGGACUGUCAGGGACCGGACCCAGAGACCUGCUGUCAGGGACCGGACUGUCUGGGACCGGACCCAGAGACAUAGGAGCAGAGACUGUGGGAGAUGAAGGAUCUGAAAGGAGAUAUGAAACCUUCACUAAACGGUCUGUAGCGUCUACAGAACCUUCACCAAACGUCACGGUCCGUAGCGUCUACAGAACCUUCACUAAACGGUCUGUAGCGUCUACAGAACCUUCACCAAACGUCACGGUCCGUAGCGUCUACAGAACCUUCACUAAACGGUCCGUAGCGUCUACAGAACCUUCACCAAACGUCACGGUCUGUAGCGUCUACAGAACCUUCACCAAACGUCACGGUCCGUAG